AUGGCUAGUGCAGACGUUGUGCCAAAGGUGAUCCAAGGGCUUGGAGUCGGCUUCGUAGACUAUACGGAUGUCCUGCGGUCCUGCGGACCCAUAGAUCUGAAGAAAUCGUUUCGAGGCAUCCUUGAGGUUGACUCACCAAGUCGCGAUAAGUUGCGCGUUACUGUAAGCGACCGCGACCAGGCCAACAGGAUUGUUAACUAUGAGCUUUUUACGAGGGAGUACAAAACUUACCUGCCUAGCCUCGAGAUAGAGUGCCAAGGAGUGGUCAAUGACGACAGUUUGACUCGUGCCUCCAUCUUGUCUGGAGCUGGUGGGUUUAAAAAUCGUGCCGUCCCACUGGUUCCAGUACUUGAUGCCGUUCAAAUGAAUAAGGCACAACCUGAUGGCUCAACAAAGCCGUCAAAAUCUAUUAGGGUGACCUUUCCUGGCUCGGCUUUACCAAGCGUUCUCGUGAUUGGGCUCCUUCGCUUACCUGUUCGUCUCUACGAACCGAAGGUCAUGCACUGUGAAAAAUGCCGGCAGUUGGGCCAUACCGCACUUUAUUGCAGUAAUAAACCACGUUGUGGUAUGUGUGGUGAACAACAUGCCGAGGACCCCUGCAACACGGAGCCAAAAUGCGUAACUUGUGGUGAAACACCACCUCACGAGCUCAGUGCAUGUCCAAAGUACGUAGAGCGGGAGAAACGUUCUAUAAAUUCUUUAAAGCAGCGGUCGAGGAGGUCAUAUGCAGAAAUGCUCAAAAACAUCAUCCCGGCCGCUGUUCCAACUACCCAACCUCCAACUAACAACAACAUCUUUGCAUCCCUGCCAGAUGACGAUCAAGGCUCUGACGCUGAGGGUGGUGUAGAGUACACUGUAAUUGAGACAGGGACGAAAAGGAAGCGAGCUGUUGCAAAGCGGCACAUGCAACAGCGAGCUUCUCAAACCAUUCCUGUUGCUCAACCAGCUUCUCAAACCCCUCUGGUAAAAUCAAGAAGUGGCGGAAACACCAAAAAGGAUGAAUGUUCCGGAAGGAAAAAAGGUGCCGUUGCGACCCAGGCGGGAGCCGUCGGACGUGGGUUGUUCUGGCACCACCAACAGCAGCAGCAGUUGACGAACCAAGACUAG
This is a messenger RNA of Aedes albopictus (Asian tiger mosquito), 1107 nucleotides long. RefSeq lists its product as uncharacterized. The record is from RefSeq and is a predicted model, not a curated record. Bases 1 to 1107 code for a protein of 368 amino acids. Lineage: Eukaryota; Metazoa; Arthropoda; Insecta; Diptera; Culicidae. The transcript is spliced from 3 exons.